Messenger RNA from Ipomoea nil (Japanese morning glory), 2081 nucleotides. RefSeq lists its product as uncharacterized. Gene Ontology annotation, cellular component: membrane. The transcript has 7 exons. Bases 628 to 1686 code for a protein of 352 amino acids. The record is from RefSeq and is a predicted model, not a curated record. Lineage: Eukaryota; Viridiplantae; Streptophyta; Magnoliopsida; Solanales; Convolvulaceae.
AAAAACAAAAAGACAAAAACAUAUUGGGCUCAAAGAAGAAAACCACACUAUUACCCUCCGAUCUCCCUUAAGACUUAAGUAUUUUAUGUAGUUUGGCUUUAGUGUUUUUGUCCUGCAAUCUGCAAAGCAAAGAAGCAAAGCAUCUCCUCCCUCUUACACAUUGCCUUGCUUUACCUUGCAAGCAUCCCAACUUUUCUUUGCGUACAAUUAAGAAUUUGCCCUCCAUCUUUAACCCAAACCCUUUUAAUUUUGUUGCCAUGCCAUUAUUUUACUGUGCAAAUACAUUCUCAAAGUUUAGAAUCUCUGCUUGCUUCCACCCAUCAUUGUGGCUCCAUUACUUCAUCCCACUCUUCUUCAUUUCGAUCUUAAUUGUUAUUUUUCAGCAUCCCAAACUGCUUACAGUAGUUAUUUCAGUUAUAUAACGUUUAGCGUUUCUCCUGUUUCUGCACAUGAAUUUUCCAUAACAUACAUGCUUUGCCCUCUUUCUGGGAUGGUGUUCGUUUGAACUUUGUUAAACAAAACAAGAAAUUUCUUGUCUUGCCUCAAUUUUUUUGUUUCUUGAAUUCUUUCAUACCUGGCCUCCUCAGUGGAGAAUUUUUGGAGGAGAUUUUUAUAUUUUUUUAUAGCAUGAGUUUGUUCACAGGCUCACCAAAGAGUACAUGGCAGCCAGUGACGACUGGUGAUACAACCACCUCAAGUUACUGGCUAAGCUGGAGGGUGUUGCUCUGCUGCUUUUGGAUUUUAAUGUCAAUGGUUUUUGCCUCUAUUCUUAUAACAAAGUAUGAAGGUCCUCGUGGCGCAAAAAGUGGAAGCAGAGAUAGGCAGCAGCAGCAGCAAGAGUCCCCUGGCCCUGGGCCGGGAAUGUUGUAUGAAGAUGAAGUUUGGCGGCCAUGCCUCAAAAAUGUGCAUCCUGGAUGGCUGCUUGGAUACAGAAUUUUCGCUUUCCUUGUUCUUCUCUUAAUGCUAAUCCUAAAUGUUACAGUAGAUGGUGGGCUCAUUUUCUACUUCUAUACUCAGUGGACAUUCACAUUAAUUACCAUCUAUUUUGGGCUUGGAUCGCUGCUAUCCAUGUAUGGGUGUUACCAAUACCAUAAUAGAAUCAGCAGUGAAACUCAUAAUGAGAGGUUUGAUUCUGAAUAUGGAUCUGGGAGAUCAUCUACAUAUGCUGAACAUUCCACCACUUCAAAUGCUAUAAAACAUUCCACAGCACCUCAUGAACCAAAUAGAAAAGUUGCAGACUUCUGGGGCUAUGUUUUUCAAAUUAUUUUCCAGAUGAAUGCUGGAGCUGUAACGCUUACAGAUUGUGUGUUUUGGUUUGUUCUUGUACCAUAUCUGACCAUCAAAGGCUACAAUUUGAAUUUUUUGAUCAUAAACAUGCAUACAAUCAAUGUUGUUUUUCUGCUUGGUGACACUGCACUGAAUUGCCUGCGGUUCCCUUGGUUUCGAAUUGGAUAUUUCUUUCUAUGGACAGCUGUUUAUGUCAUUUUCCAGUGGGCUGUCCACGCCUGCAUUGCGAUUUGGUGGCCAUACCCAUUCCUUGAUUUAUCUUCUCCAUUUGCUCCUUUAUGGUAUUCAUCGGUGGCGCUGAUGCACAUACCAUGCUAUGGCAUUUUUGUUCUGGUAAUCAAGCUCAAACACCAUUUGCUAUCCAAAUGGUUUCCUCACUCUUAUCAGUGUGCAAGAUAAUGGUUGAAGAAGAAGAAGAAGAAGAAACAUACUCACUCAUUAAUGCUCAACAGCCACCGAGUUGCCAAAUAGAAUUCGCAGGGGACGGCUUUCAAUUCUCUUUGGAGGAAAGCAACAUCAUUAUUAUUUCGUGCUUUGUGAUCUUCACAGAGGAGAAGAAUAUGACUCUUCAAUUAUGGAAACAGAAAUGUAAAAGUGAUUUGUAGUGAUAAUAAUAUUUGAACCUCAUAAGAAAAGACAGUAAAGUUUUUGUUUGUAGGAAUUAUUAGGAUAUACAUACAACACAAGAAUCAAAGUCUGUAUUUACUAUUUACACUUGAGGAGCUGAGGGCAUUCUCAAAACAAAUACAUACAAUUAAUUUAAUACCCGGCCUAUUUUUCUGGGUUUUUUCUUU